AUGUUUGUUGACCUCUUUCUUUGUGUCAACGACCAAGCUGAUGAUACUUUGAAGUUUCUCUGCUGCUACCUCAUGGACUUGUCUCUCCUCGACCGAGAUUGCUCUCAGCGUUACCCAUCUAUCCUAGCCGCCGCUUGUGCCUUCUUGGCUCAGUUCAUGCUUCAUCCGGGUGCAAAACCUCAAGCGGUAAUUCCAUGGGAUUACAAAAUUAGUGACUUGCAAACCAAGGUUGUACUUCUACGAGACAUAAUUCUUCAGAGACGUUUCGUCAACACUCGCACAAAAUACAUGUCUGCACAGUUUCAGAUGGUUGCUAACCUUGGAUGCGGAGACAACAUUCCAGAGGACUAUUUCUCAUAG
Molecule: messenger RNA, 360 nt
Organism: Brassica napus (rape)
Lineage: Eukaryota; Viridiplantae; Streptophyta; Magnoliopsida; Brassicales; Brassicaceae
Product: cyclin-A3-4-like
Exons: 4
Coding region: 1-360 (119 amino acids)
Source: RefSeq, a predicted model, not a curated record